Messenger RNA from Drosophila santomea, 486 nucleotides. RefSeq lists its product as uncharacterized. The coding region runs from base 1 to 408 and encodes 135 amino acids. NCBI's taxonomy places the organism in Eukaryota, Metazoa, Arthropoda, Insecta, Diptera, Drosophilidae. The transcript is spliced from 2 exons. The record is from RefSeq and is a predicted model, not a curated record.
AUGAGCGAACAGGACUUCUCAUAUAGGAGACUUUUGCCGACGUGCAGGGUGAUCGUCUCUAUAAUGGCCUGCGUAUCCUGUGUAUCGGGCGUGGUUGCCGGCUACCUUUUCAUGACCAGUUUGUCAGAUGUCUCUGAGGCGGUAAAGAUUGUGUGGACCACCGGAUCGGCCCUCUAUGCAUUUUCCUCGCUCCUGUUGAUUAUUGCAGUUUGGAAGUUGAUUAAAUGGCUGGCCUAUCCAUACAUGUGCAUGCUGCUCAUGGCCAUUGCCGUCUACACGAUGAUCCUGCAGUGGUUAUUGAAGAACCUACCGGCUGCUGUGUUCUCAUCCGUGGCCAUCAGCUUUAUUUUCCUUGGAGUGACGUUGAACAUGACCAAAAGCCUGGAUGACCUACGCAUAGCUCCGUAAAGCAGUACAAAUGGUACUCGGUUAGUAUUGGAUUUGUAUUCUAAAUUUAAAGUGUAGUUAACAUGUGACACAUGUAAA